Thyridium curvatum is the source of this 1608-nucleotide messenger RNA. RefSeq lists its product as uncharacterized. Gene Ontology annotation, molecular function: carbohydrate:proton symporter activity. Gene Ontology annotation, cellular component: membrane. The transcript has 5 exons. The record is from RefSeq and is a predicted model, not a curated record. Gene Ontology annotation, biological process: transmembrane transport; carbohydrate transport. Bases 1 to 1608 code for a protein of 535 amino acids. Lineage: Eukaryota; Fungi; Ascomycota; Sordariomycetes; Thyridiales; Thyridiaceae.
AUGAGCCAACCUGUCGAUUCCAAGGGCGAGGGCCUGACGCCUGAGGUCGAGGCGCCUCAGGUCGUGCAGGGCGCUGACCUCGAUGAGAAGGCGGGUCUCAAAGACUACAAGGCCGAUGCCAUGGAGGCAGAGCACGCCGAGCACAACAUGACAGUCCUCCAGGCCGUCAGGGCCUACCCCAUGGCUACCUUCUGGGCUUUUGUCAUGUCCUUUUGUAUUAUUAUGGAAUCCUACGAUGUGUUCCUCAUGGGUAGCUUCGUUGCGCUGCCAUAUUUCAAACAGGAAUACGGUAUACCGCACGGCGACGAACACGUCAUCGAGACCAAAUGGCAAUCUGCACUUCAAGUCUCCGGGCAACUCGGUGCGCUUAUCGGGGUUUUUGUUGCUGGUCCCCUGACCAGCCGCAUCGGAUACCGAUGGGCGACAAUCACCGGUCUCAUGCUCUUGAACGCCUUCAUCUUCUCGUUCUACUUUGCCAAGUCACUCCCGGUCAUGUUUGUGGCCCAACUGCUGGAGGGUGUGCCAUGGGGCAUUUUCAUCGCGAACGCGCCGGCAUACUGCAGUGAGAUCGUGCCUAUCCAGCUGCGAGCCCCCUGCACGCAGAUGCUGCAAAUGUUCUGGGCCAUCGGCAGUAUCAUCGUGGGCGCUGUCACCUAUGUGUACAGCCACGUUCACGACCCAACCGCCUACAGGAUCCCCAUUGCUCUCCAGUGGAUGUUCCCCACCCCACUCGCCAUCCUCAUGUUCUGCGCCCCAGAGUCACCCUGGUGGCUGGUCCGAAAGGGUCGCCUUGAAGAUGCAGCGCAUGCGGUCGAGCGUCUUGGACGCAGGUCGCAGCUGAACUCUGGCGAGACCGUAGCCAUGAUGCGUCGUGUCGUUGAGCUCGAGAAGGAGACCAAGGAUCCCACCUUUGCCGAGCUCUUCAAGGGAACUGACCGCUACCGCACUCUCAUUGUGUGUGGUGUGUACGCGGCACAGAACCUCACUGGUAACCUGAUUGCCAACCAGGCUGUCUAUUUCUUCCAGCAGGCCGGGAUGAGCGACACCACUGCAUUCGCCCUAGGCCUCAUCACAUCGGCCCUGCAGAUGAUCUUCGUCAUGCUCUCCUGGAUUUUGACCACGUACUUCGGUCGCCGUGACAUCUAUGUAUGGGGCUCCGCUGUCAACACAAUUCUUCUUGUUGCCCUGGGUGUCGCGGGCUCCUUCCCCAGAUCUACGUCAGUUAACCUGGCAGUGGCAUCUCUCGGUCUCAUUGUCUCUGUCCUAUUCACCCUUGGUCCCGCGCCCGCCUCUUGGGUCAUUAUUGGCGAAACAUCGGCCAUCCGCCUCCGCCCACUGACCACUGGUAUGGGACGUGCCUCGUACUACAUUGUCGAGAUUCCUUGCAUCUUCCUGGCCAGUUACAUGCUCAACCCAACGGGCGGCAACCUUGCCGGCAAGUGCGGUUAUGUGUGGGGUGCCACCGGUCUGGUCUGCUUGGUUUGCGCUUGGAUUUGGCUGCCGGAGAUGAAGGGCCGAUCCUACCGUGAGAUUGACAUCUUGUUCAAGCGCCGCGUUCAGGCUCGCAAGUGGAAGAAGACCAUCAUUGAUCCCGAGGAUGAUGAGUAA